AGCCCUGACAUGGACGUAAACAAAUAGCCGGGAAGAAGAGGAAGAAAAAGGGUCAUUUCUGCUCGUCCCUGUGCCUCCCUCGCCCUUACCUAACUUAGUCAAUUAUUCCAGACUUAAUUAGACAACUCCAAUAGACAGCUAGGAGUAAAGCAACACUAAUACGCCGUUACGUAAGGACAAUAUAUACGUGUUAUGCACCUAUAUAAUUAAGGGCAGCCGUUCCAUUAAUACCUUGGACCGAAACCUGUUAUAGAAGAAGAAAAAGAAAGAGGGAGUUGGAUAAGUGCUGGCCAUAAAAAGAAGAAAAAUACGAAAAAAUACUAAUUACGAAAGCACAAACCGAGUGUAAGGGCAGCCAUUCCAUUAAUACCUUGGACCCAAACCUGUUAUAGAAGGAAAGAGAAGAGGGAGUUAGAUAAGUGUCUGCCAAGAUGCUGAGCCGCGCCCUGAGUCUGGGCAGUCGUCGGUGUAUAGCCCUAAGGAGCCUUCACACGAGGGGGAGCGUUGGGCAGCAAAACACGGCCGCCCUGCUUGAUGGAGAGGGAACGUUCCGACCCUUACCACUCACUGUGCUUUCCCAGGAGGAGGUGAUGAUGAAAGAAACAGUGGCGAAAUUUGCAAAUGAACAGAUAGGCCCUCUUGUUAGUAAGAUGGAUGCCGAAGCUAAUAUAGACAAGAGAGUGAUCAGAGGCCUGUUUGAAAAUGGGUUCAUGGGCAUCGAGACAGAGGCUGAGUAUGGGGGGUGUGGCUCCUCCUUCUUCGUGGCCAACCUGGUGGUGGAGGAGCUGGCCAAGGUGGACCCGUCGGUGAGCGUCAUGUGCGACAUCCAGAACACACUCAUCAACACUCUCUUCAGAAAGCUUGGCACUGAGGAGCAGAAGAACACCUACCUGCCCAAGCUUGCCACUGAAUAUACAGGAAGUUUCUGCCUCUCAGAGUCCGAGGCUGGGUCCGACGCCUUUGCCAUGAAGACCACGGCAGUGAAGGACGGCAGCAACUACGUCAUCAACGGCUCCAAGAUGUGGAUCUCCUCAGCGCCUCAGUCUGGGGUGUUCCUGGUCAUGGCCAAUGCAGACCCUGGGGCUGGCUAUCGGGGCAUCACUUGCUUCAUAGUGGACGCCCAAACUCCCGGCCUCAGCAUCGGCAAGAAGGAGGACAAGCUGGGCCUGAGGGCGUCCAACACUUGUGCCGUCCACUUCGACAAUGUUGUGGUACCAGAAGGGAACAUUCUUGGCACCUUCGGCCAUGGGUACAAGUAUGCUAUUGGGAUGCUGAAUGAGGGUCGCAUUGGCAUUGGCGCACAGAUGGUGGGCCUUGCGCAGGGCUGUCUCGAUGCCACUGUUCCAUACAUUCAGCAGAGGAGGCAGUUUGGGAAGAGCCUGUUUGAAUUCCAAGCCAUGCAACAUGCUGUGGCCUACCUCGCAACAGAGAUUGAAGCUGCCCGCCUUCUGGUCUAUAACGCAGCAAGAUUGAAAGAAAACGGACAGCCCUUCAUCAAGCAAGCUGCCAUGUCCAAGCUCUACAGUUCAGAGGUUGCCACGCGGGUGUGCUCCAAGUGCAUUGAGCUGAUGGGAGGCGUCGGCUUCACCAAGGAUUAUCCGGUUGAAAAGUUCUAUCGAGACUGCAAGAUUGGCACCAUUUACGAAGGCACGUCUCACAUCCAGCUAAACACCAUCGCAAAGCUUGUCGGCCAGGAAUAUAGCUCCUAGUUUCCCAGAGUGAUUCCCAUACAGCAAGGUGAUUGAGCAGCUUCACACUGAUUUAACUCUACAAGAUUAUGUGUAUGUAGUUUUGUAGAUUACUUGUGAUAUCUAUUUAGACUUAGCACUUGGUACCUAACGCUUAGUUUUAAGGUAUGUAGAUACUAAUAAGGUGGGCGGCAGGUUAGUGUAGCAUAGGAGGGAAGAAUGUAAAGUAUAUAUAAAAAUGUGAAGGUAAGCAGUGAUCAGUUGUGGUACUUAAACAUAUAUAUUUUUAUGUUCGUCAUGGUGUAUAAAGUCUUGGUAUAACUCUGUAUAUAUAAUGCCGAUCUGAUUGAUAUGAAACAAAUUAUUAUCUAUAACUAAACAAUUCUCUUCAUUCAGUAUUAUCAGAAAGAUGGGAAACGGAGGUUGACAAUUAUUAUUAUAAAUUAAAAUUAUUACUCUAGGUGCUCCCGAUCUCUCCCCGGUUCACCUAAUACUUAUUCCCCUUCUUCCCUUGGGUCACAGUGGCUCAUUAUUCUGUGCUGUGUCAUGCAUAUGGUUUGGAACUCAGUGUUGUGCAAGUUACAUUCACUUAGGUUCCCAUUCCAGUCAUGUAUUCUAUUUAUAAGAGGAAAACAAAUUAACCCAGUAGCAGCGGGGAUCACGUUUCUUAAUGGUCCCUCUAAGCGAGAAAAAUGAGAAAAAAAUCAUCCCUCACACAAACCAUUUCAUAAUAUAUAUCAAAGCAUUUGCGAUCAGAUUAUGUAUCAUCUUUUCUUGGGGGUUUAUAUCAUGGCACAAAUUUGGGCCGUCGCUGCUACAUGGUAAAGCCACAAAUUUGGCCCGUCACUGCUACCGGGUUAAGACAAGAAGGGGAGGAUGAGGAAAACUGAUUGAAACAUGAAAGGGAAAUGUUGGAAGCUGAGCUUAGAGCACAUAAAACUCACUCUUGUAAACAAAGUGUGUACGUGUUUCUAGUCAUUAUGUGUCAAUGAAAACCAAUCACCAAGCCUGACAAGCUCACAGGAGGAGUUUUUGGCACAUGCAAAUCGUAAAAUACGACAAAACAUAUGCUUCUCAGUCUUUGUUCAUGAUUAACCCGUCUGCUACGAUUGGCACAGAUUUCACCUUCACUGGUAGCCUGAUAAUAUACACUCCUAGGUCUUUCUCUGCCUCUGUGGUGGAUAGUGAAGUGUUUCCCAUGUGGUAUUGGUAUGCUGGAUUUCCCCUCCCAAGGUGCAGGACUUUACACUUUUCUUCAUUGAAUUGUAGCAGCCACUUUUUGUUCCACUCCUGUAGCUUGGUGAUAUCCUCUUGUCUGAAAUCUGCAUCCAAGGGGUUAAUGUUGUUUUCAGUAUGAGAAUAAAUUUCUUAUGGUGUU
This is a messenger RNA of Eriocheir sinensis (Chinese mitten crab), 3066 nucleotides long. RefSeq names its product short/branched chain specific acyl-CoA dehydrogenase, mitochondrial-like. Bases 432 to 1709 code for a protein of 425 amino acids. NCBI's taxonomy places the organism in Eukaryota, Metazoa, Arthropoda, Malacostraca, Decapoda, Varunidae. The transcript is spliced from 9 exons. Gene Ontology annotation, molecular function: acyl-CoA dehydrogenase activity; flavin adenine dinucleotide binding. Gene Ontology annotation, cellular component: mitochondrion. The record is from RefSeq and is a predicted model, not a curated record.